Anas platyrhynchos (mallard) is the source of this 2242-nucleotide messenger RNA. It is a transcript of the gene RSAD1, whose product is annotated as radical S-adenosyl methionine domain containing 1. Gene Ontology annotation, cellular component: cytoplasm; mitochondrion. Gene Ontology annotation, biological process: porphyrin-containing compound biosynthetic process. The record is from RefSeq and is a predicted model, not a curated record. Lineage: Eukaryota; Metazoa; Chordata; Aves; Anseriformes; Anatidae. Gene Ontology annotation, molecular function: coproporphyrinogen oxidase activity; 4 iron, 4 sulfur cluster binding.
AUGGCGCUGCGGGGCUGGCGCCCGGCCGCGGCCGCGCUCGCUGCGGGGCGGCCCCGGGGGGGCGACCCGGGGGGGGCCUCGGCUCCCGGAACGGGGCCGGGCCCGGAACCGGGGGCUCCGGGGGGAGCCGUGACAGCCGCGCUCUACGUGCAUUGGCCCUACUGCCGCAAGCACUGCUCCUACUGCAGCUUCAACAAGUACGUGGUGCCGGCGGUGGACGAGGCGGCCGUGCGUGCCUGCCUGGUGCGCGAGGCACGGACCCUGCUCCGCCUCGGCCAGGUGCAGAGCGUCACCUCCGUCUUCUUCGGCGGGGGCACCCCCAGCCUGGCCAGCCCCCACACCAUCGCCGCCGUGCUGGAGGCUGCUGCGGAGGCCGCCCACCUCCCCGCUGGAGCCGAGGUGACGCUGGAGGCCAACCCCAGCUCUGCCAGCCCCGCGCACCUCGCCAACUUCAAGGCGGCCGGCGUCAACCGCCUCUCGGUCGGCGUGCAGUCGCUGGACGCCGCCGAGCUGCGGCUGCUGGGCCGGGAGCACACCGUAGACGAGGCGCGGGCGGCGGUGGAGGCGGCACGGGGGCUCUUCCCCGGCCGCACCUCCAUCGACCUCCUCUUCGGGCUGCCGGGGCAGAGCCAGGAGGCUUGGGCACGGAGCUUGGAGGCGGCGCUGGGGCUGUGCGACGACCACCUGGCCCUCUACCAGCUGACGCUGGAGCGGGGCACGGUGCUGGAGGCACGGGUACGGCGGGGGGCUCUGCCCGCGCCCCCCCAGGACCUCCUGGCUGAUAUGUACCACACCGCCCGGGCUGUGCUGGCGGCCGCCGGCUUCUGCCAGUACGAGGUCUCCAAUUUUGCGAGGAAGGGCGCCCUCAGCACCCACAACCUGUCCUACUGGCGGGCUGAGCAGUACGUCGGCGUGGGGCCGGGGGCGCACGGGAGGUUCGUGCCAUGGGGUGAGGGCAGCCACCAGCGGGAGGCCCGCGUCCAGACCCCAGAUCCUGACGCCUGGAUGAGGGAGGUGCAGAGCCGCGGGCACGGCACCCGGAGGCGGGUGGCGCUGAGCCCCUUGGAGCAGCUGGAGGAGCUGCUCGCCCUGGGGCUGCGCACGGACGAGGGCAUCACGCAGCAGCGCUGGGGGCACUUCUCCCCUCAGCUGCCCCUGCGGGCUGUGUUCGGGGGGCCGGGGGAGGCGAUGGCACUGCAGCAGCAGGGCUGGCUGCUCCUGGACGGCCGGGGUCUGCGCUGCACGCCCCAGGGGCUGGCGGUGCUGGACUCGCUGCUGCCAGCACUGCUCUGCCAGCUGCAGCGCACGGCCGGCACUGGGGGACGAGGCACAGAAGGUCGUGGAGGACAAGGGCAGGAGGCUGCUGGAGGACAAGGUCCUGAGGCUCAUGGAGGACAAGGCACGGAGGCUGUGGGGGAACAAGGCACGGCGCCUCAUGGAGGACAUGGCACGGAGGCUGGCAGAGAGCAAGGCCCUUAGGCUCGUGGAGGACAAAGCGCAGAGGCUUGGGGACAAAGCCUGGAGCCCACUGAGGGACAAAGCCUCAGGCUGCGGGGGACGAGGGCAGGAGGCUGAGGGAGGACAAGGCACGGAGGGGACAUGGAGGCUGCGGGGGGACGAGGCACGGAGGCUGGCAGGGGACAAAACCAUGAGGAGAACAACGCCCAGCAGCUGCUGGGGGACAAAACGUGGAGGCUGCGGGGACACAAAGCCCGGAGGCUGACGGAGAAAAACGCCCGGAGGCUGAGGGGGGGACAAAACGCGGAGCCCCCCGCGGCUCCGAGCCCUGAGGCAGCGGGGCGACGAGGCCGGGCCCCCCCCCCUUGGAGGUCCGAGCCCGGUGGCCGCCAGGGGGCGCCGCGGGGGCUCCUCUCGGUGCUGCCGUUGCCGUGGGGACGCGGCGCGGCCCCGGGGGAUGCAGGCGCAGGGCCGCGGGGCGCGGAGGCGGGGAUCGGCCGCGGGGCAGGGCCGAAAGGAGCCGCGGGCCGGGACCCCCACGGGUACGGGCACGGCCCUGGGGGGCGCAGGGGGCUGGAGCCGGGGGGAUGGGGGUGUGGGGGUGCUGCGGGUCCUGCGCGUCCCGAGUGCACGGGGGGGGGAGCAGGCCUCAGGUGGCGCCUUCCCCUUUUUGUCCCCUUCCCUUCGCCUUCUUUAAUCAGGGAGGCUCCUCUGCGUGUAUCUGCGGGUAAAGGAGGUGCUGGAAGGACUUACAGGUCAAAAAUAAAACGAGAUACAAAACCAA